GAAUUCCUCGAUGCAAUUGUAUUGAAUGAUUCAACGGGGCGUUCAUACCCCGGAGAAGUACAUGAACUACUCUUCGGAAAAAAAAAAGAAAAAAGAAAACUCCAGCUAGAGUCAACCUUGACUGUUGCCGCUCGUUGAAGUGCAACAAAUAAGAGAGCUCUCCUGCAUAAACGUUUAGAUUUCGUUAAUUUUUUCUUUUUUGUUUUCCUCUCGAUGCGAAUUUAAGUGAAGCUUCUCUGCAAGCCAACAAUCUCCUGCAACAAGGAAAAAUGAACAAAGGUGGAGUAGGUCUCACCGGCGGAGGCAGUGGGCCAACAGCAGCGGCGGCGGCAGCAGCAGCUCAGAAGCAGAAGACCCUGUUGCAAAGAGUCGAUACCGACAUAACCAAUAUUGUUGAUAAUUUCAAUCACCUGGUUAACGUUGCAAGGGUAAGCGAUCCACCAGUUAGGAAUUCACAAGAAGCAUUCAUGAUGGAGAUGCGUGGAGCGAGAAUGGUUCAGGCAGCAGAUUCCCUGCUGAAAUUGGUAUCAGAGCUGAAGCAGACAGCUAUCUUUUCCGGGUUGGCAUCUUUGAACGAGCAUGUUGAGCAGAAGACUGUUGAAUUUGACCAACAAGCUGAGAAUACAGAGGGAAUGUUGUCUAGAAUUGGAGAGGAGGCAGCUGGUUGCCUGAAAGAGCUUGAAUGUCAUUACUACUCUUCCGUCCAAAGGAUCGACCAAGGCGAGCAGUGAAGGUCCGAGGAUAGCAGUUUACUCUUUCAAACCUAAUUUUACUAGGAAAAAGAUUUAACCCAUCAGAAGGAAAAGCCAUAUGAUGCUCAUGCAGUUGGUAACUUCAGUGUAUUCAGGCCAUGUAUAGACAUGCUCAUUCAACAACUACAUCCUUGAUACCUUUACAGAUGGGCGCAGAAAAUCCGGAUGCGUAUUAUUAGAUCGAAUGUGGUGUAAGCGUGUAGCUAUACGACACUGAUUUAAGAAAUCAAAGGAGUCAUGCUUUAGUUAAUACUAGAAUAUGACCCGUGCCGUAACGGCACGGGCUUUGAUUCAGAAUGUUUGCUUCACUUUUUCGAUUAGUUAUAUUAUUGUGAAUCAUACUCAUUAGGAGUUCAAUGUGGAAUAAGGCAUCAUUAUUGUGACGAUUUCACAAUACUAUGAAUUUUUAUCAUGUAUGUUAUU
Molecule: messenger RNA, 1175 nt
Organism: Papaver somniferum (opium poppy)
Lineage: Eukaryota; Viridiplantae; Streptophyta; Magnoliopsida; Ranunculales; Papaveraceae
Product: mediator of RNA polymerase II transcription subunit 22a-like
Exons: 4
Coding region: 270-731 (153 amino acids)
Biological process (GO): regulation of transcription by RNA polymerase II
Cellular component (GO): mediator complex
Molecular function (GO): transcription coregulator activity
Source: RefSeq, a predicted model, not a curated record